This is a messenger RNA of Gossypium raimondii (Peruvian cotton), 1139 nucleotides long. RefSeq names its product chorismate mutase 2. The transcript is spliced from 6 exons. Gene Ontology annotation, biological process: chorismate metabolic process; aromatic amino acid biosynthetic process. The coding region runs from base 265 to 1029 and encodes 254 amino acids. The record is from RefSeq and is a predicted model, not a curated record. Gene Ontology annotation, molecular function: chorismate mutase activity. Gene Ontology annotation, cellular component: cytoplasm. NCBI's taxonomy places the organism in Eukaryota, Viridiplantae, Streptophyta, Magnoliopsida, Malvales, Malvaceae.
UAAUGGGACAAAACAGGAUUAGAUAGAACGCCAUGUCUGAGCCGACACAACCCUUUAAGUCUGAACACAGAGAAAGGCAACUCUCCCGUGCGCACUACGCACUACCCACCAUUUCUUUUGGCUUCUUCUUUUCCUUUAUAUAAACCCCCCCUUCCAUUCCAUUCAUAAAUUUGAGAGAGAGAGAGAUCAUUUGUCAACGUCUUACUUCCCACUUUCGUUUACUCUUUUUUCCUUAUAUCAUAAAUUUCAGCCUGCAAACACGAAAUGGCGAAAGCAGAGCACAACAACGUGACGCUGGGGAUGGUGAGGGAUUCAUUGAUAAGGCAAGAAGACACCAUUGUUUACAGUCUGAUAGAGAGAGCAAGGUUCCCUUUGAACCCUCCCACCUACGACCCUUCCUACGCUUCCAUCCCUGGCUUCGGUGGAUCUUUGCUUGAGUUCUUCGUUAAACAAACAGAGGCCGUACAAGCUAAGGCUGGUAGAUAUGAUAAUCCUGAAGAGCAUCCAUUCUUCCCAGAUAAUCUACCACCCUCAUUGGUGCCACAUUACAAGUACCCUGAAGUUUUGCAUCCUGCAGCAAUGUCUAUUAACAUAAAUAAGCUCAUCUGGGACAUGUACUUCAACAAACUGCUACCAUCGUUUGUCUCUCCGGGCGAUGACGGAAACUAUGCUUUGACCGCUGCUCGUGAUCUCGAGUGUUUACAGGCUAUCUCUAGAAGAAUUCACUAUGGAAAACUUGUAGCUGAAGUGAAGUUCAGGGACGAACGGAAAGACUAUGAACCGGCAAUUCGUGCUCAGGAUAGAUUUACUCUGACAAAUUUGUUGACGUUUACAAACGUUGAAGAAGCGGUAAAGAAGAGAGUGGCGAAGAAGGCGAUGACAUUUGGCCAGGAAGUGAAGCUCGGUGAUGAUGGAGACAAGGGAAAGUACAAGGUUGAUCCAGCUAUUGUUUCUGGUCUGUAUGCAGAUUGGGUGAUUCCCUUAACAAAGGAAGUCGAAAUUGACUACCUCCUCCGUCGCCUCAAUUGAAACCAUAUUAAUAUCGGUUCUCGAUGUUACCCUCCGAAUAAAGAUCAUUCAUGUGACAAAACUGCUUUCUAAUUAAUAAAAGUAGUACUCUUUUGAUUAUGCUUUAAAAA